ACUCUUGAUAUAUCUAAUAAGAUUUUUCAGUUAUCAUCUUCUAACAUUAUAUGAUGGAAUCAAGAAUCAUGUCAUGGAUGAUUUCUUCCCUGCAUUAUUAAUAUUUGAAUUUUACCAUUUAUGUUAAUCUUUUUAUUAAGAGCUAGGAUCAUAAUAGUGGCAAAGAGAAACGAAUAGGAGAAUGGCUACCAGCUAAACAAGAUCACUGGUUCUAUAUCCUAUCCGCUCUUCCAUUAUCCCCCUGACACAACAGUUUCACAGAUCACGUGCUACCCAACAUGGACAAUCCUUUAUCUUCCUCUUUGCAUGCAAAUCGGUAACGUGUCCUAGCAAGUCCCUGCAUGGGUCAACACCAUCCUUAUCAUCGUCCCCCUCGACCGGAUUUUGCCACGUUUAAGACAGAAGAAAAAGUGAAAUCAGUUGAGUUUGCCGCACAAAGAUCUUCAAUGGCUGUCACCGAAGAGCCCAUUCUCUCAAGAUUGGACCGUUUGGACAACAUGUUGAGGGAGCUAGAAGAAAUUAGAGGUAGCUGCAACAGAUCACCAAAGAGCUCAUGUGAAUCGACCGCAUCAAGUGGGACACUUGCAAGUGAAGGCCAAAUGUAAUCCAUUGAUUUUUCCCCAAGGAGUACUCUAGAGAAGCACUGCCGUCCUAUCAACCGUGUGAUGAUGGAGACUGAAAUCAAAGGCACACUCGUUGAGGGCCUUGACCAUGCAGAGGAACGUUUACUAAAACUGUGUAUCCAGUUGGAGGACGAACUUGAGGCUGAGAAGAAAAGGGAAGAGAAGACUGAUAAGAGUGAGAAGAAGGGCUUAAAAGGACUUUUGUUAAAAACAUGGUUAAGGGAAAGAACCACCAUAAAACAAAGGAUUGAAGUGUUUUUCAUCUUCUUUCUUUAAUUUCUUUUUAUGUUCUUGAAGCUUUUACAGCUUUUCUUGUGAAUUUCUACCUCCUUUUUUUGGUUUCUCUUUAUGUAUAUAUGAAAUGGUAGGAAGAUAAUUAAUCAUCCCAAAGAA
Molecule: messenger RNA, 1016 nt
Organism: Hevea brasiliensis (rubber tree)
Lineage: Eukaryota; Viridiplantae; Streptophyta; Magnoliopsida; Malpighiales; Euphorbiaceae
Exons: 4
Source: RefSeq, a predicted model, not a curated record